Dendrobium catenatum is the source of this 1236-nucleotide messenger RNA. RefSeq lists its product as uncharacterized. The record is from RefSeq and is a predicted model, not a curated record. The coding region runs from base 1 to 1236 and encodes 411 amino acids. Lineage: Eukaryota; Viridiplantae; Streptophyta; Magnoliopsida; Asparagales; Orchidaceae. The transcript has 2 exons.
AUGAAGCCAAAUACUCUUUUAAAUAGAGUUUUAAGAGCUAGAUAUGGGGAUGUACUGUGGAAUGGUAUAUAUCGCAACAAUCCCUCCUCGACAUGGAAGAUAAUUCAGAACGGUGCUGAUUUUUUAUUUCCGGUGCUCAGAUGGAGUAUUUCAAAUGGAGAGUAUGUUGAUACUUUCAAAGAUAUAUGGAUUCUUGAUAAAACUCUAGAUAAAUGGUCUACCUUUGUCUCUAUUAUAGAAAAUAAUUACAACAAAGUUUCUGAUUUCAUUACAAAUGGCAGUUGGGACAUUGAUAAAUUAAAAUUUUGUUUUGGCAAAUUACUGAUUGAUUUAAUCCUGUCUAUUCCGAUUCAUUCAAGCCAACCUGAAGACAAAAUGGAAUGUAUCAAAAAGAUCUCUGGAAAAUCUGUUGCAGCUAUUAUCUAUGAAAAGAAAUUUAAUGCUAUCAGCGAAGAUGAAACUUAUAAAUGGAGAAAAAAAUUAAAGUUAAAACCAAAAAUCGAUAUGUUCUGGUGGAGAAUUAGUAAAAAUUCCAUUCCUACCUUUGCCUUGCUCUCUUACAGGAGGUUAAUAAAUCAUGAAGGAUGUCCUAGAGGAUGCUUGGAUACAGAGAAUACAGACCAUAUUGUUAGAAGAUGUUUUUUUAUAAAUAAGGUUUUUAAAUUACUGGAGGAAUGGAAUUUCGGUACUCCAGAGUUUGAUUCGGUGGAGGAUUGUUAUCAGGUUUUAAGCAGGUUGGCUAACAUCAAUCCUUUUUUAGGAAAUCUUAUUUGCUCUGUUAUUUUCUACUGCUAUAAAAGUAGAAAUCAAUUGAUUCACGGUGGAUGUGAUGAUAGCUGCUAUGUCAUAGCUUAUAGAGCUGUUAUCCAAUCUAUUUCUUCAUUUAAAAAUGGCUUAAUCCGUGAGAACUGGAAUGCCAAUCAGCUUUUUAAGCUGUCUAAAUCCUCUUGGCUUCCUCCUCCUCUGGGUUGGAUCAAAGUGAACGUGGAUGCUUCUAUUUUUCUCAACAAUAGUACUGGCAUUGAAGGUAUUUUCAGAGACUAUAAAGGAAGAGGUUUAGCUGCUUUUGGAUUUCAUACUAUUCAUUGGGAUAUUGCGCAAAAGGAACUUUUAGCUAUUCUAUCUUUGAGGGAUCUUAUUAAAGAUUGGAUGCUUGAAGCCAAAGGUGAAAUGAUAAUACUAAAUGCUGAAGACUUGAAGAAAAAUGGCUUAGUUGGUGAUAGAGCAAUGACUUAA